This is a messenger RNA of Trametes versicolor FP-101664 SS1, 792 nucleotides long. Its product is annotated as vacuolar assembly protein DID2. The coding region runs from base 9 to 620 and encodes 203 amino acids. The record is from RefSeq and is a predicted model, not a curated record. Gene Ontology annotation, biological process: late endosome to vacuole transport; endosome transport via multivesicular body sorting pathway; protein transport. The transcript has 5 exons. Gene Ontology annotation, cellular component: ESCRT III complex; multivesicular body. Lineage: Eukaryota; Fungi; Basidiomycota; Agaricomycetes; Polyporales; Polyporaceae.
CGACCACCAUGAGUAACCUUGAGAAGACCCUGUUCCAGUUGAAGUUCACCGCAAAGACGCUGAACCGCCAGGCAAAGAAAGCACAGAAGGAUGAGAACGUGGAGAAGGCGAAGCUGAAGAAGGCCCUGCAGCAGGGGAACGCCGAUGGCGCACGGAUAUACGCCGCGAACGCGAUCCGGAAGAAGAACGAAUCGCUGAACCUGCUGCGGCUCUCGAGCCGCGUCGAUGCCGUGUCCAGCAGGGUCGAGACCGCGGUCACGAUGCGCCAGGUCUCGGGGAACAUGGCGUCCGUGGUGAAGGGGAUGGACAAGGCGAUGGAGAGCAUGAACCUCGAGCGGAUAUCGGUGGUGAUGGACAAGUUCGAGUCGCAGUUCUCCGACCUCGACGUGCAGACGUCGUACAUGGAGGAGACCAUGUCGAACACGACCGCGACGUCCACGCCGCAGGACGAGGUCGACGCGCUCAUGAAGCAGACCGCGGAGGAGGCGAACAUCGAGCUGCAGCACGACCUCGUCUCGCCCUCGCAGGAGGCGCCGCACGUCGAGAUCGCGAAGGAGAAGAUCGGCGAGGAGGACGACUCGCUCGCGGCGCGCCUGCGCGCGCUGCGGCCCGCGACGUAAACGUCCAUAUGAUGUCGGCGUGGCCCACCCGCGGAGAGAUCGCAAUGUUGGACUAGAUGCUCGUUCGUUCGCGCAGCUUGUAUACCUCGUUAAUGUACUAUCACGGUAUGUAUUACUUCGGAUCGCCCCCUCGAGGAGCGAACACAACACAGGAACAGGAUAUGGGAAGAAA